Messenger RNA from Theileria equi strain WA, 1713 nucleotides. RefSeq lists its product as hypothetical. Gene Ontology annotation, molecular function: GPI mannosyltransferase activity; alpha-1,6-mannosyltransferase activity. Lineage: Eukaryota; Apicomplexa; Aconoidasida; Piroplasmida; Theileriidae. The record is from RefSeq and is a predicted model, not a curated record. Gene Ontology annotation, cellular component: mannosyltransferase complex; endoplasmic reticulum membrane. Bases 1 to 1713 code for a protein of 570 amino acids. Gene Ontology annotation, biological process: GPI anchor biosynthetic process. The transcript has a single exon.
AUGGCAAAGGAUGAAUCACAUGAGGAAGUGGUUCCGCUGGAUAAGAUUGAAUUACAAAGUAAAAAUGUAGUAUACGGCAAUACAACGUAUCCUUAUACAACCCUCAUGGGAUUUUUGGAUAAAAAUGAGCAGGACGACUUUUUCAAAGGCUAUAAAUUUAAGCUUUGGAUAAAGUUACUGCCAUUUCUCAGCUGGGAUGCCGAGCGCUUUCUCAAAUAUUCUACAGAUGAUUUAGUAUAUGGAACUGAGGAUUCCACAGCAUUCUUCCCACUUCUUCCAUAUUUGUCUAAUUUAGCAGGAAAAUGUCUUGGGUUAUGUCACAAAUUUCUCAUUGAUAAAGGCUUUUUUAACGAUGGAACAGAGCUACCUAAAUUCAUGUAUAUAGCAAUAGCCGGUCUUUUAAUCACAAAUGUAUCUGCAAUAAUAUCUGCAGUUCUAAUAUAUCUCUUGUGCUGGAAAUUGCUACUCAGGCGAAAAUGUUUAAACGAUCUGGGAGAUGGAUAUUUUGACACCGGAAUACGUUGGACAGGAGUAUAUGAAGAAGUGAAAUUUAAAAAAAUUGAAAGAAUUUCAUAUCUAGCAAGUAUACUAUAUAACAUCUGCCCUGCAGCAAUUCACGCAAGUGCUCUAUACACCGAGAGCGUCUUUUCACUCUUUUCUUUCCUUGCCAUAUUAUGCUUAUUUGAGGCUGAAGAAAUAUUUUACAGUAAAGAAUACUCUAGUUUUUUAUACACACUACAAAAGUACAUUUUAGAAAUCGCGGCUGUCUUUCUAUUUUUUUUAUGUUGUUUUCUAAGAUCAAAUGGUAUCAUGUUAGCGAUUCCUCUAUUCUUUCAUACUCUCAGGACGUGCCCACUGUUGUCUAAAUUUAACAUUUUAAUGGAACAUUAUAAACCAAUGUGGACCGAAAGGAAUGAAAGAAGCAGUAAACUAUAUUUUGUUAUCGCAGCAAUUUUUCAUUGGAUAAAGGCAGCAUUUUAUGCCGCUACGCUUGCAUUGCCACUUAUUUGCCUGCAGUUUUAUGGAUACGUUGUAUAUUGCCUAGUAACACCUUUGGAUGAUAUAAAACUUUUGAGCUUCCCUAAAUUUCUGCGGGCAGCACUUACUAAAGGUGGAAUAAAAAGGUUUUUGGGAAGGGCUUCCCUACCAACAGAGCAUAGAAGCUGGUGCAACUCGAGAUUUCCAAACAUAUAUAAACAUGUACAAAAGGAAUACUGGAACCUCGCUCUAUUCUGGAUCUUGAGGAAUCCGGUACGGCUCCAUAUGCUUUUAUACACUGGAGGAACAAUUAUGAUUUGUGUAUUCUGCUUGAUUAGGUACAAGAACUUUGUCAGGGAACUAUACAGGAAACUCUAUGACUAUAGAUUGGGGCAAGAUGGGAAAACUGGAGGUUUAUGCUCAAAAAUCACGCUUCUAGUCUCUUUACUUUCUCAUCCAGAGGUUGGACUAGUGUUGCAUUUAUUAUCAACCCUUUUUACUUUUUUAUUCUAUGGUCACACAAAUGUGUUAAUGAGACAAACUCUCUGUUUAAUUGCCUAUCAUUUGCACUUUGCGAUUAUUGUGGAAAGGAUACGUCAUAUUAACCACUGGAAAUGGGAGAGUCUUUGCAAAUUGGACAUUGAAAUAAUGGUAGCGUUUUUCCUACUUUUGCAAAACGUUUUGCUCUGCUUUAUUGGAAUCGCAUUAUUUUCAAAUUUUUUAGGAUGGACCUAA